This is a messenger RNA of Cynoglossus semilaevis (tongue sole), 2086 nucleotides long. RefSeq names its product DnaJ heat shock protein family (Hsp40) member B4 (gene dnajb4). Bases 474 to 1505 code for a protein of 343 amino acids. The record is from RefSeq and is a predicted model, not a curated record. Gene Ontology annotation, cellular component: cytosol. Gene Ontology annotation, molecular function: protein-folding chaperone binding. Gene Ontology annotation, biological process: negative regulation of transcription by RNA polymerase II. NCBI's taxonomy places the organism in Eukaryota, Metazoa, Chordata, Actinopteri, Pleuronectiformes, Cynoglossidae. The transcript is spliced from 3 exons.
AAUUCCACAAGCCCCUGGUCAUUAUGUAUGAAAUGUAUGUAACGGAUAAAAAUACAUCAAUAUUUGGCUUUUGUCAAUUUAAAUGCAGUGUAAAACACAGUAGAAUCACAUGCAUUCGCGUGUUUCUGCGCUGCUACGUUGCAGCUGUCCACCGGAAACAGAGUGCUGUAAUCUUUACGUAGAACUUGACGGUGUGGCUGUGGAUGCAGGGGAGGGAUCUGGAGCUAUUUAAAGAGACUCAUCCAGUCCUGGUCUGGAUUAAUAACCGAGCAACUACAGAGUGGUCCAACUGUCUGUAAAUGGUCUUCAUCCUGGAGCGUGUGUCUGCGUGUGGACUCCUGUCACCGCCCGUUCGUUCAGCCUGAGGCCGCCGGACUGCUGUCACAUCCUCCAUCUCUUCCACCGGAGCUUUUCUCGUUUAUAUAUAUAUAUUUAUUUAUUUUUUAAUUUUCUCCGGGCUGGGUGCAAGGAAAAUGGGCAAAGAUUAUUACAAAACGCUGGGUAUCUCCAAAGGAUCAACGGAGGAGGACAUAAAGAAAGCCUACAGGAAACAAGCGCUGAAAUGGCAUCCGGAUAAAAACAAGUCUGCAGCCGCCGAGGAGAAAUUUAAGGAGAUCGCCGAGGCUUACGAAGUCCUGAGUGAUCCGAAGAAAAGAGAGAUUUAUGACCAGUAUGGAGAGGAAGGCCUGAAGGGAGGAAAUGGACCCACCGGAGAAGGUCCAGGAAACACUUUCACCUACACCUUCCAUGGGGAUCCUCACGCGACCUUUGCCACGUUCUUUGGUGGCUCCAACCCCUUUGAGAUGUUCUUUGGUUGUAAAGCCAACGGGCGAGAUGACGAGGACAUGGAGGUGGAUGGAAACGAUCCUUUUGGCUCGUUCACCAGCUUUAACCUGAACGGCUUCCCCAGGGACGGCCACACCGGCCUGGGAGGGCAGCAGCGACGGAAGCAGGACCCGGCCAUCAUUCAUGAACUGAGGGUCUCCCUGGAGGAGGUAUUCCACGGUUGUACAAAGAGGAUGAAAAUCUCUCGGAAAAGGCUGCACCCCGACGGCAGGACCAUGCGCACGGAGGACAAAAUCCUCACUAUUGAGAUUAAGAGAGGCUGGAAAGAAGGGACCAAGAUCACCUUCCCGCGAGAGGGAGACGCGGGGCCAAACACCACUCCUGCUGACCCUGCUGACAUUGUUUUUGUCAUCAAGGAUAAACCACAUCCUCACUUUAGGCGGGAAGGAUCCAACAUUGUUUAUCCUGUUCGUGUGAGCCUACGACAGUCCUUGUGCGGCUGCUCGGUGACUGUGUCAACGAUAGACGGCAAUACGUGCAACAUGAAGAUCACAGAUGUCGUCAAGCCAGGCAUGAGAAGGACUGUGGCUGGACAGGGUCUGCCGUUCCCCAAAAACCCAGAGAAGAGGGGGGAUCUGAUAGUGGAGUUUGACGUGAACUUUCCAGAAACUUUGCCGGGCAACGCCAAGGACGUCCUGAAACGGCAUUUACCCGCGUAGGACGAGCGACUCGUGUUCAUGGAUGAGGUGGUCGUUUCCAAACGCACAUUUUUGGAACUUUUGUGACAGCUCACAGACGGAGCCUCCACGAACAGAUGUGCAGCUUCUAUUUUUGAGCUGGUAUUGUCUGUGUUUUUAUAAAUACAGUGCAUGAUGACGACAGGCCGCUGCAGCUGACCGACUGUUUGGAAUGAUGAUAUCUAUAAGAACACAUUCAUGUGUGUAGGUCUUUCCCACUUUACCGCCAUUUCCUGGAGAUGUUUCGUAGUGAAUGAGUCCACGGUUGCCCAAGAAAGCCCUCGUGAUCGUGGGAAAUCAGCAGUGCCAAAUCGUAUGUUUUAUAGCUCUCGUUUAGAUUUUGUCCUUUUGCAGACGGUCUUAAAUUAUGUGCCAAAGUUAUUAAAGAGAAGAAACGUCAAAUGAACUGUAAUAAUUUUUCCCUGUAAAGAAACUAAACUUGAACUUCAAAAUAAAUAUUUCCACAUGAACUGAUCUCCUGUCUGCUCCUGUCAGGAGGAGAAGUUAACAGUGUAUCAACAAUAAUUAUAUCAUCUUAGGCCUAGAAAUAGCCAUUCUGCAGA